AUGAAGAAUAGAACGUGCACAUAUAUGACAUACUUAGCGCGGGCAAGGUACGAUUUGGCAGUGCUAAAGAACACUCUAAAAACUAAAUUAAACACAUACAUUGACAACAAUAAGAACAUAAUGUAUAAUGAUAACAGCAUAGUAUACAACAUAUACACGUACAUACACAAUUAUACAGAAUAUAAAGUAUGUGAAUAUGCUCGCAGUAAAGAGUGCAGUAAGUGUGAUAAGGAUAUAUAUAUAUGUGGAAUCAACUGUAAACUGUGUGGGGUGUACAUCUGUGCAUAUUGCGCGUGUCGGUAUAAAUAUGUUUAUAUGUGCAGUUCUUGCUAUAGUUUAGUAAGAGAGUGUAAUAAUGCAAAACCAGAAAAAGAUCAAAACUAUUCUGAAAGUAGCUGCCCCAUGCAAGAGACUGCGCAUGAAAAAGGGGCAAAUAAUAAAACUGGUCUGGUUCGUGCUGUGUGCAGUCCAAAUACGCUUGCAUACUACGCAGAGCUAGAAAAGUGCUUAAAGCAUCCAAAUCAGAAAAGCAUUAAAAGGCUGCUUAGCAUACUAAACUCGCACAAGAUAGACAGUUCAAUAGAGGAUCCCUGCGCACCUGGUGACAUAAACCAUAAAAUACAGCAGAAUAUACUUAUACGAAUGAAAAUAGCAGUGUGUGAUUGGUACGUAUAUAAAGCCCGGGAAGAACGGUACCUCACCUUAUUUGAACAGCUAGAGUACUUAGAAGUACUCAGAACAGAAAGUAUUUCCAAUAAUAAGGACGACGCGCCAAUUACCAUGGCAAUACAGGAAAUACUUAAAGAAAUUGCAGAUACUGACGAAAAAUGACCAGAAAUUAACUCAAAUACCCUAAAAAGAAGAAGGAAGUUUUAAGCCCAUUCAUCCUAUUACUAGCCUAGCAUGCUCUAAAUUCAAAUUAUUAGAAUGUGCUUUUAUAAUAUUUAUUACACUAUAGUAUAACUUAAAAGCACUUAAAAUACAGUUAAUUCUAAAAUCUGCACAUGUAAUUAUUAAUAAAAACUAAAGCACAAUAUAAAUAGCUUGUCUUAUAUGAGGUAUUUAUUAAACCAACUUAUUCUAGUGCACUAAUUAAUACCAAUAGAGAAUAUAAAUAGAUAAAAUAUCUUAAUACACUAAGUGUAUUGGCAGAAAAUCAUAGCUAGCCACAGUUUACUUUAAAUUUAAACGUAUCAAGAAUAGCUUAUGCAAUUUCCAGAGAAUACUAAAAUAUCAUAUAAACUCAAAUGCACAGAAUAAUUCAUGCAACUGUACAUGAAACCCAAAGACCCCAUAUUUUCAUAGGGGUGCGUGGUAGAAUGUAUUAAUUAG
Molecule: messenger RNA, 1332 nt
Organism: Nematocida parisii ERTm1
Lineage: Eukaryota; Fungi; Microsporidia
Exons: 1
Coding region: 1-831 (276 amino acids)
Source: RefSeq, a predicted model, not a curated record